Messenger RNA from Notechis scutatus (mainland tiger snake), 553 nucleotides. The record is from RefSeq and is a predicted model, not a curated record. NCBI's taxonomy places the organism in Eukaryota, Metazoa, Chordata, Lepidosauria, Squamata, Elapidae.
ACCCUGAGAUGUCGGUAGAUCACUAAGGUAGAGUUUUUUCUCUCUGUCCCACAGUUCCUGGCAUGUAUAUACUUUGUGAAUUUCCUCAUGAAAUACUAUUUCAUCUCUAACUUCAGCAACAUGCAUAAGCAACCCUUCACCAUCAAAAUCCAGCUGCUCUCCAUCUUUGAUUCAGUAAUGCCCGUGAUAUCUAUUUUAUUCGUGGUCUUCUAUUUCUUCCUGGACUGCUGGCAUAACAUAUUUGCUGAGAUCCUGCGCUUUGCAGACCGUUCUUUCUACAAGGACUGGUGGAAUUCCACAGCAUUCUCGACAUUCUUUCGGUCAUGGAAUGUGAUUGUACACGAUUGGUUGUACUACUAUAUUUAUCAAGAUUUUCUGUGGCUGAUUGGAGAGAGAGCCCGAGAUGGAGCUAUGCUCAUCGUCUUCCUUUUGUCAGCCAUUUCCCAUGAAUAUAUACUCACCUUGUCUUUUGGCUUCUUCUAUCCUGUCUUGCUUGUGCUGUUUGCUGGGACUGGAGGCAAGUAGCCCCUCAGGAAAUGGACUGAACCUUUCC